CCCGCUUCGUGGUGCCUCAAAGCCACUGCCGACGAGGAAAGAGGAAGUGGAUCUGAGCUUCGGGUCGAUACACAGUGCUUACUUUUAUUACAGUAAGGUGUGAUCUGAUGGAACCCAUCAGCGUGCCGUCAUGUCCCUUAUUGAUGACAUCACAAGGCCGUUCCUGUCAGAGCUGAGUGCCGUGAUCGUGUGUCUGCUCACAUCAACUCUUCAGUCUUAGUGAAGUCAAUCCACUGUCUGCUGACCUCGCCCACUGCCUCGGACAUGGCACCUGUACCCCCUGGAGUUCGUUUCCUGGCAUCCUUUAACCGGGACCAGUGGUACCGAGCUUUCACAUUUGCUCUUACCUUCCUGCUCUACACCAGCUUCCACCUGUCCAGGAAGCCCAUCAGCAUUGUAAAGAGUGAACUCCAUAAGAACUGUACACCAAUUAAAAUUGUGUCAUCUACUAUACAACAAAUCAACAGUCACCAGCCCAUUAUCAUGGAAACAGACUGCAGCUGGAAACCAUUCGAUAAAGAAAACUACAAGCAGCUUUUGGGAGCAAUGGACUACUCGUUCCUGUGUGCUUAUGCUAUAGGCAUGUAUCUGAGUGGGAUUAUUGGAGAGCGUUUGCCCAUCCGCCUUUAUCUAAGUGUAGGGAUGCUGACCAGCGGACUAUUCACCUGCUUGUUCGGACUCGGAUACGUUUACGACAUUCACAACCUUGGAUUCUACAUCUUUGUCCAGAUUGCCAAUGGAGUGGUGCAGACUACUGGCUGGCCCAGUGUGGUGACUUGCAUUGGGAACUGGUUUGGCAAGGGCAGGCGAGGUUUGAUCAUGGGGCUGUGGAACUCUCACACCUCUGUUGGGAACAUCCUGGGUUCUCUGAUCGCUGCGCACUAUGUGUCGUCUAACUGGGGGAUGUCCUUCAUCAUCCCUGGCAUCAUCAUUGCCGUCAUGGGCAUCGUCUGCUUCCUCUUCCUAAUUGAGCACCCAAAUGACCUGAAAGCAGCUAUGACUCAAAAUGCAGUCAAUGGUCACCAGAAGUUGAAACUGAAAAAAAGCUGGAACGGAGUCAAUGGCCAUAAAGAGCUGUACCUGCAGUGUAAACAAGGAACAAAAACAGAGAACUCUGAUACAGAGCUGUUGUUGGGGCAGGAGAGUGCAGAAGUGUUUGUUCCUGUUCAGCAGGUGGUCGUAGUGAAGAGCGAGGCAGAACCGACUGCCAUUAGUUUCAUGGGAGCUUUACGCAUACCGGGUGUGGUGGAAUUCUCUUUGUGUCUGCUGUUUGCGAAGCUUGUCAGCUACACCUUUCUAUUUUGGCUUCCUCUCUAUAUCACUAAAGCAGCUCACCUUGAUGCAAAGAAGGCUGGAGAUCUUUCCACCCUGUUUGACGUGGGAGGAAUCGUUGGUGGAAUCCUGGCAGGCGUGCUCUCAGAUAAAACGGGAAAAAGAGCCACUACGUGUGCUGUAAUGCUGCUCCUGGCCGCUCCAACACUUUAUGGCUUUUCCAUGAUGAGACAGUUUGGUCUGGGCCCCACCAUCGGCAUGCUGCUGGUGUGUGGAGGGUUAGUGAACGGACCUUAUGCCCUCAUCACCACCGCUGUGUCUGCUGAUCUGGGCACCCAUAAGAGCCUUAAAGGCAACGCUCGCGCUCUGUCAACGGUCACUGCCAUUAUUGAUGGGACAGGUUCUGUUGGUGCUGCAGUAGGCCCCCUGCUGGCCGGGCUGCUCUCUGCACACGGCUGGGAUCAGGUCUUCUACAUGCUCAUGACAGCGGACUUUUUUGCACUACUGCUGUUGCUGAGAUUGGUGUUCAAGGAGAUGAGGUCAGUGAAGAACCGUCCAAGAGCUUCUGUCGAGCUGAAGGAACACUGAGCACUUUAACCCUACAUUGGUGUAGGCUCUGGGUGAAAGACAUUCUGUCCCCAACGCUUCCCAAACCAGGACCACAGCUUGAAUCUGUCCUCAGAAGCAGAUCUGCAAUUUGACUUGAUUCUUUCCACUGUGCUUUGUGCCAUUCCUGCAGUGUAAUGGGGCGUAAUUGAACCUUGAACUCUUUACCAUAGUUGUAGCCUGAGUAGGAGCUUGUUACAAGCCUACCUUCUAUACUGAGCACAAGCCCUGCUCUACAAACUGCUUCAAACCAAUGAAGACCUGUCUGUAGACAUUUUGAGCUCCUUUACAUCAGUGAAGGAUUCGAGCAUAAUAGAAAUGUUUAUCACUGCCAUCACUGUCUAUGUUUUUAGUGUAAGUGUCCUUGUGUUAGGUUUCAUCGAGUUAAAUGGUAUGAGGUGCAGCUAUUUAUAUUGAUGAUGUAAUAUUUAUUCAUGGAAUACAAUAGCUUUUUAGACAUAUACCGAUAUUUAAAGGUGCGGUGUCUAAUUUUUUGUUUCAGACAUACUUUAGGUCUGAAACACUCGCAAUAUUUAAUAGAGCUCGGUAGUUUCUUCACUUUUGACUGCGCUUUAAUUUAUUUCUGGGCCUGAAAAUAGCUACACCCUCCCAUCGUGGCCGAGACAAAGCUGCUCAGAUCAACUCUUUUUUUCUUGAAAGGCUCAUGAGGCAAAUGCUGAUUCAGUAAUGUGACAAUGCCGGCUUGUAAAAAUGUUUUCAUUACAGUUGCCGUUCCUCUUGGAGGCAGCGAGAGGCUUUAAAAGUUGAAAAUUGCACCUUUUAAUGGUGUAUUUUCACAGCUAAUAAAUUUAUUCAUGGGAUAAACCUAAUAGGCUUAAAAGAUUAAUGAGCUUAAACUGGAGAUUCUACAGGAAAAAAAAACUGGAGAAAACAAACACAAUCAGCGCGCUUGCACAUGUCGGCUUGAUGAGUUUUAUAAACCGAACCAGUCUGGUUAAUUUCUGUCUACUCAAACUUCACAUGCUUCAUCAAGAACUUCUACAUUAUCCAGGCCAGUUGUUAGACAGAGAAGACUGAGAUAGGUAGCGUAAAUGGCAUGACCAAGACUAGGACUGUAUACUUCCUCAUGUUGCUAAUGAAAUGUUAAAAAUAAUCAAUGAAAGUUCAAAGGACCUCCUUAGUGUGAUGUCGCUUACAUAACGCUAACCAGUGUCAAUAGACUUGCAUUCAUUAUUAGAAAUAGUUCAUUUUUAUUUUUUAUUUUUUUCAACUUGAAUUUAAAUACUUCCGUUUUCUGCCGUCAGUACGUAGAUGCUGUGAAUAAAAUAGUUUCUUCACCUGUACCACUAAAAAUCCGUUGAAGCACAUGGACACUGUACAGAUAUGAAGGCUGUAUAUAUGAGGGUGUAAUUAAUAUAUUGUUCUUCAUUCACUUCUGCCUUUCUACAAACCAAAGUCAAAACCAUCCAUAUUUAUAUACAAAUGUUAUAUUGGGAUAUUUAAAUGCCGUGUUUUAAAUACUGUGGUACAGAAUGCGUUGGUAUUCAAUGUACAGUAUAUCGUGAACGUUUGGUUUUGUUUUUCAGGACAGGUUGAGAUUCUGAUUUAUAGAAAUGUUCCACUGAUUAAUGAUUUGUUUUGCUCAGAUGCACAUUGAGUGUGUGUAUGUAUGAGUCUUCUGUACUGUGGUGACAUGAAGCCACUGGUUUUUUUUUUGUUUGUUUUUAAGAUAUUAUAGGGACUUGCACUAUUGGUUUACAGUAGUAAGUAAGUGUACACAAUGAAUGGAGUACACAGCAGGAAAACACAAGAAGGCUCGACACACAACUUGCCAUUAAACUGGACCCUUUGGCUUAAAAAGCCAUGAUGAAUGAUUCAGUCGAACCCGCUCUCUGACCCAUCUGUAAGUGGAUGUCACUUUAGAUGUUUGAAUGUAUUUUUGUGUGAAUAAAUCACAUCUAAUUCUCUUCCUGUGUUACAACAUGAUUGUGCCUUGUUUUCUAUUUUAUUGUUCUUUGUAUGGGUUUGUGUUUGUCAUUUUUAGACUCCUUUAGAAACUCACUGCAGUAGCUGUGCACUGUGCUGGGAAGUCACUUUGUAUAAAGAAAUUAUAAAAAUGAAUGUGAACAAAUCACAUUGUUAAUAAAGAGGAAUAUCAACUGUU
Tachysurus vachellii is the source of this 4003-nucleotide messenger RNA. It is a transcript of the gene slc37a1, whose product is annotated as solute carrier family 37 member 1. The record is from RefSeq and is a predicted model, not a curated record. Gene Ontology annotation, cellular component: endoplasmic reticulum membrane. NCBI's taxonomy places the organism in Eukaryota, Metazoa, Chordata, Actinopteri, Siluriformes, Bagridae. Gene Ontology annotation, molecular function: glucose 6-phosphate:phosphate antiporter activity. The coding region runs from base 265 to 1860 and encodes 531 amino acids. Gene Ontology annotation, biological process: glucose-6-phosphate transport; phosphate ion transmembrane transport. The transcript has 20 exons.